Molecule: messenger RNA, 2158 nt
Organism: Spirodela intermedia
Lineage: Eukaryota; Viridiplantae; Streptophyta; Magnoliopsida; Alismatales; Araceae
Source: the annotation of a GenBank genome assembly
AUGGGGACACUUGGGGUCCUUCUCACCUACCCCAUGGACUCGUACCUCGAGGAGAAGCUCGACAAGCGCUUCAAGCUCUUCCGUCUAUGGGAGUCGCCGCCGGAGAAGCGGAUGGAGUUCCUGCGGUCCCACUCCCAGGCAAUCCGCGCCGUCGUGGGGAAUGCCAUCGUGGGAGCCGACGCCGAGACCAUCGAGGCGCUCCCGGGGCUGGAGAUCGUUGCAUCCUUCAGUGUGGGACUAGAUAAGGUGGACCUUGAGAAGUGCAGGGAGAGGGGGAUUCGGGUCACCAACACCCCCGAUGUGCUCACGGAGGACGUGGCGGACCUCGCGAUCGGCCUCGCCAUCGCCGUCCUGCGGAAGAUUUGCGUCUCAGACCGCUACGUCCGCAGCGGCGCGUGGAAAACGAAUGGGGAUUUCGAGUUGACGUCCAAGGUAAGGCUCAUCUGGAUCUGGCGUUUCUUUCUCCUCUCCUAUAAUCUUCCUCGCUAAUCUCCGUCUCCUGUUUUUGUGCCCUUUUUAAUCAAACGCCAAUUAUUUGCAUUUAUUGCUCUAUUUCUCUCUUCCAAGAGGCGAUCGCGGUCAUGAAACAAGAGUUUUUUUUCUCAUAUAUGAUUUUUUCUAUGAGGAUUGAUGAAUCUUCGAAUAGCCGUUUCCAUAGUUGGGGCUGUGAGAUUCUUACAGUUCCCGACCUUCGAUCAUUACAGUUCUGCGUUAGAAAUCCCUGUGGAAACAACAUCAGUUAUAGUAUGCAGACACUAUCAUUGGCUAAGAUUCUGUUCAAGAUUUUUCAUCCCAGAAUUUUGGGCUGCGUGGAUUAGGGUUUUCUCCAUCAGACAUCUUUGGAAAGGUUAAGAUUAGUAUGAAGCCAGGACGGAGGAGAGGUGGGGAUGCCUGCGUUUUAUGCUCACUGACUAUCAAUUUGUGGAAGUAGAGAGGUGUAUCAACCUUCAGAUGAAAUGAUAUGGAGGCUCUCUGAACACCUCUAAGAUGCAUUGGGCGGGGAUUCCGGGAUGGAGAUCGUUCUAAGCAAGAUUUUCUACGGAGGAUUUGCUCUUGAAAAGAUCAGGUCUACGUGGGAUGUAAAUUGAGCAACUAAUCAUAGUAUUUUUAUAAGCUAUAUGGGUGAAAGAUAGUAGAGGUCAGUCGGAGAUCCUUCAUCUUUAUUAGUGUGCUUACCGAAAAAGUCCUGGCUUUCAUUCAUCCACAGUAUGAUUCUUUCAUUCUAGCGGUCGUCUUGAUUGGGGAGAGGAGUUCAUGGCAUUUCCCAUCUCCCCAAUUCCCCAAAGGAACAAUCUCUCUUCACAACUUUGUCAUUGCAACUAAACUGAUAUUUUUUUAAUAUUUUUAAAGUUUAAUCAAAAGAUGCGAAGACUGCUCAGUUAUAUCAUAAGCAGGUAGGUAGGAGCCUGUGGCAGCAGAUACUGGGCUGCUGAAGGUUGAGAGGGUCCUUGGCGUUGACGAUUGGUGACAAGAACAAGAAGAUGAAUUGCUUUACGAUGAAUCCUCUGUGAUUGAUGAUUAGUUCAUUGAGACCGUCCAUAGCAUGAUGAAAUGGCUGUUUAAUGGCCGGGUGGGGAGGGAAGAGAAUUGUUGAGGAUGAUCUGUGUUCUUUGGCUGCAUGCAGUUCAGCGGCAAGUCGGUGGGCAUCGUGGGCCUCGGCAGAAUCGGGCUGGCCAUCGCGAAACGGGCGGAAGCUUUCGGGUGCCCCAUCAGCUACUUCGCGAGGUCGGAGAAGCUCGGCGUGGGCUACAAGUUCUUCCCGAGGGUGGUCGAUCUCGCCGCCAAUUGCCAGGUUCUCGUCGUCGCCUGCGCGCUGACAGCGGAGACCCGGCACAUCGUCGACCGCGAGGUUAUCGACGCGCUGGGUCCCCAGGGCGUUCUCAUCAACAUCGCUCGCGGCGGGCACGUAGACGAAGCCCAGCUUGUGCCGGCGCUGCGGGAGGGCCGGCUGGGGGGCGCCGGCCUGGAUGUUUUCGAGAGGGAGCCCUCUGUGCCGGAGGAGCUCUUCGCCUUGGACAACGUGGUGCUGCUGCCCCAUGUGGGCAGCGGGACGUGGGAGACCCGCAAGGAUAUGGCGGACCUGGUACUCGGCAACCUCGAGGCCCACGCCCUCAACAUGCCGCUCUUGACCCCGUGCUCUGACGGUUGGUCUCGUUGA